UGGUUGAGCCGGUCCGCCGGCUUCCUGUCCCUUCCCGGCUUCCGUCCUUUCCUUUCUCGGCGGUAGCUGGAGUUCGCUGCGGCAGUAAUGGCCAAGAUCAAAGCCCGUGACUUACGAGGGAAGAAGAAGGAAGAGCUGUUGAAACAGCUGGAUGACCUCAAGGUGGAAUUGUCUCAGCUACGUGUUGCCAAGGUGACUGGUGGAGCAGCUUCCAAACUCUCCAAGAUCCGGGUGGUUCGCAAAUCCAUUGCCAGAGUGCUGACAGUCAUUAACCAGACCCAGAAGGAGAACCUCAGAAAGUUCUACAAAGGCAAGAAAUACAAGCCCCUGGACUUGCGUCCAAAGAAGACGCGUGCCAUGCGGCGGAGGCUCAACAAGCACGAAGAAGGUCUGAAGACGAAAAAGCAGCAACGGAAAGAACGUUUAUAUCCCCCACGGAAAUACGCCGUGAAGGCCUAAGCCUUGGGCGGUCGCCUCACCAUUGGAAGUCAAGCUAAAAUUAAAAGAAUUUGUCAGAAGAAACA
Messenger RNA from Python bivittatus (Burmese python), 524 nucleotides. It is a transcript of the gene RPL35, whose product is annotated as ribosomal protein L35. The record is from RefSeq and is a predicted model, not a curated record. Gene Ontology annotation, biological process: translation; maturation of LSU-rRNA from tricistronic rRNA transcript (SSU-rRNA, 5.8S rRNA, LSU-rRNA). Gene Ontology annotation, molecular function: mRNA binding; structural constituent of ribosome. Gene Ontology annotation, cellular component: cytosolic large ribosomal subunit; ribosome. NCBI's taxonomy places the organism in Eukaryota, Metazoa, Chordata, Lepidosauria, Squamata, Pythonidae.